Molecule: messenger RNA, 2216 nt
Organism: Ectocarpus siliculosus
Lineage: Eukaryota; Phaeophyceae; Ectocarpales; Ectocarpaceae
Source: the annotation of a GenBank genome assembly
AUGCAGCAGCAGCAGCAUCAGCAGCAGCGCCGACCAAGGCAGUGGGGUGGGCCUAACCGCCCCGGGGGGCGGAGGAGGUCGCAGUCACUCCUGGAGACACUCAACAGUCGAAGCACCAGCGGGAGGCCUAGGGGUGUCGAGCUGUGGGCGGAGGACGAGAGCGUCUUCCGCCAGCAGCUGGAGUAUCUGGACCUGGCGGCUGCCUGUGCUGGUUCGGGGCCAUCGCGGUCGACCAUUGCCGUGGCUUUCAGCACCGACGGAAAGCUGUUCGCGUCGACACACGGCGACCACACGGUGAAGAUUACGGACUUUUUUCGGGGGAGGGUGGUUCAGUCCCUGCAAGGGCACCCCAGAACUCCGUGGACGGUCAAGUUCCAUCCCAAGGACGCCAGGAUCGUGGCCUCCGGUUGCAUCGGAUCCGAGGUGAGGGUGUGGAACGCCUCGACGGGGCGUUGCCUGCACAGCGUGACCCUGGAGGCUGCCAUCAUAUCCUUGAGCUUUCACCCUUCCGGCAAGAUGCUCGCCAUAGCCAGCAGCCUCUACGUCUACCUGUGGGACUACAACAGCAAGGCGCGCCCGUUCAUCGCAUGGGCCCACUCGCACACUCUGCGCUGCGUGCGUUUUACUCCCGGCGGGGACGGCAUCAUCGUCGGUGCUGCUAACAGCAGCUCAAGCUCCAGUUCCCCUUCGUCUCAACAAAGCCAGGUCACGGUCUGGGACUUUAGUCUCGAGGCAGCUUUUGCGGAGGAUGUCUCCGCGGCGAUGACCAGGGAACGCGUGCUUCUGAGCCGAGCCCUGCUUUACAACGACGGGGGGUUCGAUGUGUCCGAGGACGGCCUCUGGCUGUGCACGAUCGCCGAGCUAGGGGAGAGGGUUGUCGCGAGCGACCGACGUUCUCUCCCUGCCGGUCCGAGCCUGGCUUCGGAGCAGUCGAUCCCUUCGUUGGCAUCGCCCACGGGGGCCGCGGCGACGGCGUCACCGAUGUCGACGUUGACGGAGGUGGAGGAGGAGGAAGCGGGCCGUGAAGGGGAGGCCGUGGAGAAAGGUUCGGCGGCGGCGCGGGGGGGUAAGCGUAAGGGACGAGCAACGACGGAGCCUCCGGGCGGUGCGCUAGGGAGUAAGAAGGGCAGCGGCAAUGGCGUAGGGGAUACCGUCGCACCCAAGAACGGGUCGAACCUGGGCAGGCCGUGCCACGCGGUGCCUGCGUUGGUAACAACGACGGGCAGGGUCGCCCGCACCGAGAGCUUGACCGGGUCAACGUCUGCGGUAGCAGCACCGGCGGCCGCAGGAGCGGGGAGUGGUUCUGGCGGAGGCACGGGGCCGGCGGCGCCAGCUCGACCGGAGUCGUGGGGACAACAACGGGAGGCACGUGCCGGCAAGAAGAGCGACAUCAUCGUCAUCAUAAACAGCAAGAAGGGCAGGGGUGGUUAUGGCAGUGAGGAGGAGCGGCAUCACGGCGAUGGUGGUGACAGCGUCAGAGUAGAGGGGGGGGCGGCGGGGUGGAGACGGGAUUCCCCAGACAACAACAACAACAGCAACAAUGCCAGCAGCAGCAGCAGCAGCAGCAGCAGCGGCAGCAGCAGCAGCAGCGGCGGGGUUCAUUCUUCUUCCUUUCGUAGGCGUUGUCGCGCGUCGCCGUCGCUGGCGGUGGAGUCGCAGCCUCCCCGGAAGCUCGUGCCGCACCUCGUGAUGGUGUCGCUCAACGUGGAGGGAGGGAGAGGAGGAGGAGGAGGAGGAGGAGCGGAGAGAGGGAGCGUAGCCCGGGUGGUGCGCGCGGAGCCGAUGGACACCCUCAACGCCAAGCAGGUCACGUCGGUGAAACUGUCGCCGUCUGCGCGGUACAUCCUACUCGGCGUGGGGGUGCGCAACGGCGGUCUAGGGGGCGGCGGCGGCGGCGGCGGCGGUGGGAGGGCUACCCGACAAACGAGACAACAACAACAAGAACGACAGGCGGCCGCUGUUCCUGACCGGCGAGGCAAUGCGCCGGACGCCCCAGCCAUCCCUCUCCCGUCGCAACGCGCUCUAUCUUCCAUCUACCGCUCCGUCGACCUCCAACCAGUGAACUCGAUGCCUAUGCCCACGGGCGAGGAGGACGUGAACAUCGCCUGCUUUCACCCGGAGCCGGGGAUGGGGUGCGUGUACGGCACCAAGCAAGGGAGGGUCGGCCUCGUCAGGAUGUCGGCCGAUUGACCUCGAGCGGGCGGCGAUAUCGGCGG